Spirodela intermedia is the source of this 4796-nucleotide messenger RNA. The record is from the annotation of a GenBank genome assembly. Lineage: Eukaryota; Viridiplantae; Streptophyta; Magnoliopsida; Alismatales; Araceae.
AUGCAAAGCAACUCAGGUGUUUUAUCCCAAGGACAAAUGUCGUUGAAACAAAUUCACAUUCAGGUAAUUCCUUUCGUUAUACCCUUGAAACCUGGUAACUGAGACCACGCACUAACAUCAUCCUAAAGUGUGAAAUGUUAGCUAAAAUGGAAUGUAAUACAAUUUCCAUCUUAAAGGAAGUAUGUUUCUUUUGGAUGCGGUUGAAUGAAUUGAAAAAAGAGGUCAGGAAAGUCAGUUCAACUAAUUAUCCUGCCCACUAAGUGAUGAAAUCGCUCUAACUUUUUAAAAGAUUUCUCAAGGUUAUUACCGACCAUACAAAAUCGCAGCUGUUUCUCAUAACAGUCAAUUUGCCUACUUUGAUUUGUGUGACUCUGUGUUUACAUUCUUGAUCACCUUUGAGAUUUUUCCCCCCCUUGGAUUCUAUCUUUCUAAAACGCUCGUGCACUGUUAAUGCUUCUCCAUUCAUAUUGGCCUUAGAAUCAUGGAAAUCAUGGUUAGAUUUUGCUCUAUAAUUUUCGUGAAGAGCUAUGUUUACUAUGAAAGGACAAGCCCCAAAGAACCCUCAGUUGUUAAUGCUAAAACCAUGACAAAAUUUUGCACAGAGGAUGCCGUGAGAGAUAUCUGCGAUGAUAUGACAAUUAAAAAGUGUCUUACUUGUCACUAAAGUAAAAAAAAAUAAAAAGCGAAAGAAAGAGAUUAACAAUAAUAAAUAAACAAACAAAUAUUACUUUUAAAAAGGGAGAAAAAUAUAAAUUACAGAACAGUGAUAGAAGAAUGGAAAUGGAAUGCGUACAAACAACUCUGUUGGACAAUGUCCGCAUAGAUAUUUACGUGAGUUUGAUAUGACGAGAACAUGCAUAUUUGUCUCUUCCACAGACUGUGCAUCAUCUAGAUGUAUUGAUUAAGUGCUAAACAUGACAUUUUGUGCAGGGAAUAGACAUGUUUGGGAGUAAUGUUGGCUUCCUAAAGUUCAAAGCCGAUGUUCUUGACAAUGAAACGGGAAAGAAGGUCCUGACUUAAAUUUGUUGUUCCAAUUUUGACUUGGCAUGCAAAAUAUAUUUUUCCAUCACCUUCUGUAAUAGACAUAUUACUUAUUUUAUAGAGGAUGACAUUUUCCGAACUUGAUUGAAGAUGUACUCCAGAAACACCUCUACAUAUCCUUUGCUUCUAUUAAUUUAUCAUCCUCUCAUAAAUGAUUAGAAUGCGCUCACUUCAUUUAUAGUAUUUGAAUAAUGUGUUCACCUUCUAAGUAAAAGAAGCUAUACGGACAUUUUUUAAUUUCAAGUAUAUCAUUGAAUUUUUCGUUAUGGGCAAUGGGACUUAAAUGAUAUAUCUAUAAAAAUGCAUCCGGUGGGCUCCAAAUAUCAAUCUUGACUUGUAAUCGAGAUACUCUAUAUUUUGUAUUUCAGUUACUUAAAGUGCUUUAAAUAAAUCUUUUAGGUUCCUGGCAUUGUAUUUUCACGUGGACCAGCUGUUGCUGUGCUGAUCCUUUUAAAGUCAUCUGGAGAAGAUUAUGUUGUUCUCACAGAGCAGGUACUUCUAUUUCCUCUUUGGAUAAUUUUAUAUCUGUGUUCCACCUGGAUGGUUCAGUUUUAGGGCUUCCAUGUCAUAUUUUCCCACAUCAAUUUUAUAACCCUCUCCAGUUUCUUCUUUUAGUUCCAGUUUCCAAAUAUUUGAGCCCUGGGUAUGAUUUUGCAGCUGUAUCCUGGCACAUUAUGAGAGUAGAAUAAUUAUUAUCGUAGAUACCAUACAUUGAAGCUUGCAAAACCUUGUCCCUCCAUAAAACCACUAUUUUGUUUCCUCCAGGAGUUCUUCUACCUGUUUUCCUCAGAAUAAGUCUAGAAUUCCCGACACAUUCAUUAUUGCCCUGAGUUGAAGCAUAUGGUAACAUCUGGAAUGGUACUUUCAAAUCACUUUAGACCUUCUGUUGCUCGUUGCAUUUCAUUCAGCUAGUUUAUAUCUCAUUUAUUGUAAUGUUUUUCAGAGUCUGUUUGAUGUACUAAACUUAAGUGUUUUCUUUUCCAAGGAGAACCUACGAAUAAUUAACAGUGGCAUCUUACUCAAUUUCCUUAUUUCUGAUAAUAAGUGAUCGGUUAGGGCAUUAUAUUUAAUCCAUACAUCUUUCUGAAAAUCGCGUAAAUCUUGAUAAGGAUGGACGUAAAUUACCAAGAAGGAGACAUUGAUUCAUUCCCUUAUGUUUGCAUUCAUAAUGCAAAGGCCAGGGUCCCUGUUGGGAGGCUGAUUUUGGAACUUCCCGCUGGAAUGCUGGAUGGCGACGGAACUGAUAUUGUGGGCACAGCCGUACGCGAGGUACUUCAUAUUUUCCUUCGUGGGCUUUAUUUUUAUCCAAAAAUGUGAACUUUUUAUAGCACUUCUCUUUAUUCAUCCGUCUGAGCAUUACUUAUUGCAACUGUGGACACGAAAGCCCUGAAAAUAGCCAGUGUAGCCUUUCUGGGCAAAGAAAGGAAAGAAAAGGACGGGGAAGUCUGCCAAGGAGAGGCAGCGGUAGAAGAAGAAGAAGCAGAAACAGGAGACCUGACAAGGAAUCUGAGGUGCCGUUGCGUGCUCACCCUGAGUAUUGAAGCUCUGCCGGCAGCCUGCAGUCGGUGAAGGCGAGGCCCCACUGCCGCCACCGUCGGGCAAGGAAAAAAACAGCCCCCCGUCAAGGGAGAGGAGCGGCCACUCAGGGGAAAAGGAAGCACCGUCGCCUUGAGGCGGAGCAGUUGCCGCGGAGAACCAAGCGCCCGCGCCCCCGUUCGCCGUUUCUCAUCGGAACUAAAAGAGAAGAGAACAAAGAGUGGAGGUGACUGUCAUCUGCCGGUGGGGAGGACGAGGCGCGAAACCCGCUGCCGUCUAAAAAAGGCUAACGAACUGAAGGGCAAGCCAUCGACCGUUUCCUCGUUUUCAGAUGGGAUACCAAAUAAUAUGAAUGACCUGGAAUAAAAUUAACUCCCAAGGGCGUUAUCGUCUACAGGAGAUGGCCGGAACCUUACGAAAGAGGCCCGUCCUGUAUGCCAAAGAGAAGAUGACGAGAUAAUUGACCGUAGGCUCUGCUACACAGCAGAGAGGAGUAGGGGAACCCAGAUCUGAUCUAGUCACAGCAGCUCAUGCCUUACCCAUCCGAAGAAGCACGGGGUAUUCCAAGAAGCCUGUGCUCUUAAGAAAUUGAACGUCUUUUCUGUGAGAGUCUGCGCUCUUAAGAGCAUGUGCUCCGAGGAGCAGUUGCUCUUAAGAAGCCUGUGCUCUUAAGACCCAGUAAGUCCUCAUGUGAGAAUAUUGUGUUAUUAGGACCCAGUAAGCCCCAGUAUGUGCACUGAGUGUCUGGUCAAAUAAGGUCUUAUGUCUCCAUUGCGCCCAGUGGUCUUAUACAGUGCAUUUGAACCAAAUUAAACUUUGUUUAGCCAUUUUGCAUUUGGAUAUAGGAGGAUCCUAUGCAAUCCUUUGUGUGCAGAGAUAUACUGACGUGUCUUUGGCCUCAAUAUGACCUUAUGUGCACCUCAGGGCCAGUUUUAGAAGUUACAAUGUCUAUGCAUGUUAUAUAUUUUAUUAUUUAAUUUUUUGUUUAAAUAUACAUACAAAAGUAUCACCCUGCCGCCUAGGCUUAAAAUGGUGAACCACCGCAUUAUUCCCCUGGUUUGUUUAGAAACCUUGGUUUGCAGUUAGCAGACAGGUUCCGUUUCUAUUUGGCAUCAUAUUAGUUGUUCAUUUUAAUUAUUUCCGUAUUUUUUUAUAUGCAAAGAACAUUGAGGAACCAGAAAAAGUUAAAAGUUUAUUUGCGGGGAUAUUUUUUAAAAAAAUAAUGGCUUGAUAUCGAUGAGAUAGAUUUUACAAAAAUGGCUGAUAUUUUUAGUGGCUAAGAGGACUCCAACCUGAGAAUACGCUUGAAAAUAUAAGCUUAGCAAUCAUCGGGGUAUAUAAAAGACUAUUAAGAGUUGCACUUUUCCUGCAAUUCGGUGUUUUGAUAAAUGCAUGGAAUCGCUUAAAUGGCACAUAUGUGAAUGAUCUCUUGAUAGCUGUUAUUCUCCUUUAUAUUUGCGCGUAAUGACCUAUCCAAGGCCACAACAGGUUGAAGAAGAGACUGGCAUAUCCUUAAAUUCUGCUGAUAUGGUGAAUCUGACGGCUUUCCUCGACCCAUCAACCGGAUGCAAAAUCUUUCCCUCAGCGGUAUGUUAAUUUUGAUCUUACUUUCAGCGGCAUCAUCAUUUGGUGAUUUACUCUAGAAAUGGGUGUAUAAUUAGCCAUUCAUUCCUCGUCAUAAACUCAAACCCACAACGCAUAAUAGAGCAGUGGAGGCAAAUUUUCAUGGUCAUAAGAUUUUUCUUGGUUUCUCUGAAGAAUGAUGGCAACUCUGAGGAGGGUGAAGAUGAUCUAGAACAUCUCGCUUAGGUAAUUCUACGAUCCAUCAGCUGUUGGGGCGAAAUAGGCUUGCCAAAUGGUUUUGGAGGCUGGGAUUUUCGCCCAAUCAUUUCACAACAAUGAACGAUGAUCUUACUCAACCGUCGUGCGGUAGCGCCGAAAUCAUUCAUCUUCUUUGAUUACUCACAUGCCUUUUGAAUCAUGGUAUUCAGGGCGGAUGCGACGAAGAGAUAAGCCUGUUUCUGUACAAGGGCCAGGUAGAUCAGGGGGUUAUAGACGCACUCCGUGGAAAGGAGAUGGGCCUCAGAGACCACGGCGAGCUGAUCAAGGUUCACGUCGUCCCCUACCGCAAGCUCUGGCGCAUGACUGCCGAUUCGAAGGUCCUCUCUGCUGUCGCUCUCUAUGAGAUGGCCAUAAGGGACGGGCUCCUGCCCUCUUGA